AUGCCUAAGGCGGAACCCAAGACCCGCAGGACCAAGGCCUCCAAGGCCGAGUCUGGCAAGAAGAAGAAGGACCCCAACGCUCCUAAGCGCGGUCUCUCAGCCUACAUGUUCUUCGCCAACGAGCAGCGCGAGAAGGUCCGCGAGGAGAACCCUGGCAUCAAAUUCGGCGAGGUCGGCAAGCUGCUCGGCGAGAAGUGGAAGUCGCUCUCUGAGAAGCAGCGUGCUCCGUAUGACGCCAAGGCCGCCGCUGACAAGAAGCGGUACGAGGAAGAGAAGGCCGCCUAUAACGCCGGUGGCGACGACGAGGAAGAGGAGUCCGAGUAA
Molecule: messenger RNA, 324 nt
Organism: Westerdykella ornata
Lineage: Eukaryota; Fungi; Ascomycota; Dothideomycetes; Pleosporales; Sporormiaceae
Exons: 4
Coding region: 1-324 (107 amino acids)
Source: RefSeq, a predicted model, not a curated record